Molecule: messenger RNA, 1266 nt
Organism: Diversispora eburnea
Lineage: Eukaryota; Fungi; Glomeromycota; Glomeromycetes; Diversisporales; Diversisporaceae
Source: the annotation of a GenBank genome assembly
AUGAAUAGUCUUCGAAGAUUAAGAAAUUCCUUAAAACGAUCAAAUUCUAAACGUGGAAAAAAUAAUCAAACUUUUAUUUAUACACCUUUACCCGACGGUAAAUUAGGUUACAUAAUUGAACAUCGACAAAAUCAUCAAAUAUUUUAUUAUAAAUAUCGAGAAAAUUUAGAUGGAACAUUAACAAAAUAUGGAUAUGUAAUUAAUAAUGUAAAUACUAACGACAGAAAUAAUAAUAAUGGAGGACACGUAGGACAUGGACACGGGGAACAUAGAGUAUAUAAUAAAUCAUAUAAUUCAAGUAGUAAUAAAAUAAGUAAAGAACUCUGGUCAAAUAAAGAUAAAGAUUGUAUAUUUUAUCAAACAGUAGCAGAUAAAACACAAAUCGAAUUAGAACGUCGAUGGUUAAAUGAAAUUAAAAUUAAAGGUAGAUUGGAAAUGCCUACAAUAAUUGAUGACGAAGAUUCAGGUGAAGAAUACAAAGAAUGGGUUGAUAUAUUACAACAUAAUAAUAAAGUUUAUGUAUCUGAUAGCAUACAACGUAGAAGAGUUGCCGAAGUAUUAUCAAAUGUUGAAAAAUGUUGCGGAAUGAAUAAUAAUAAUUUAGAUAAUCACGACGACAACGAAGUAGAAAGAAGACUUGGAUUAAAUCAAUUACCACCACUUACCACUGCUCCAUUAUUACCCAUUAUCGCAACUCAAAUAAAAACAAAUCCCUCAAUUGCCAACAAAUUAUCUUCUUCGUCGUCGUCAUCACCUUUAAAUCCUCAUAAUUCACCUCUUUCUCGUCCCAAACAAGCUCAUAUUAAUCAUAAAUCUACUGAUUCCGUUUCUACUACACCUUUAACUUCAUUACCUCAACAUGUAUUAAAAAAUUAUAUUGUAUUUACUCCUCCCAUAUCUCCUCAAACACCUCCUUCUACUCCUAUAGAUUUAAUUAAUGCAGCUGCAGCUUCACAAAAUAGUUUGAUAAAUAUUAAUGUUCGAAAACGAGGAGGUUCUGAAAAACAACGACAAUUAAAACGAUUCGAUCAAUUAGAAAAAGAAAAAGAAAGAAAAAGUGAAAAUAGUGAUGAAAAUAAUGAUUUUAAUUAUAUUGAGAAUGAACAAGAUUCAACAACUAGUAAGAAACCAAAAAAAUUAAUACAAUUAAUACAUCCUAAAUUUAGUAGAAAUCCACCACAAGUACAUAUUUUUGAUCCUGAAGAUAGCUUAUUCUUCAAGAAUUGUCGAUGUGAACAUUGUUUAAUUGGUGAUUAUAAUGAAUAA